AUGUCGAAUGCAAUCUUGAAAGAACUGUGUAGUUUUUUAAAAUUAGAGCGUGACAGGGGAUAUCACAAUCUUGUCGCUCAUCUCCAGUCUCUCGACGAAGAAGGAAUUUAUAAUCUUCAGUUCGAUCUGUCAAAUUUAUUGAACAACACUGAAUUAUCUUGGGAAUCUAAACAUGGAGGUCUUAUGGGUGCAAAAGCAGUUUUGGAAAACGGAAACGUUUCAGAUGAUUUUGAAAUUGAAAUUAAAAGAAAAUGCAUGGAUCACCUUGAUGACAAUGAAUUCCGUGUAAGAAUUGCAGCAGGUGAAGUACUUGGUGCUUUAUGUAAAAAGAUUGGUCCAGAAAUUUAUGGAGAUGUAAAAGACCAAAUUUUGAAUGGAAUUCGCUCUAAUUUAGAACGAGAAAUGUCAACUGGUGAUGAACAUCAAAAUGAUGAUGAUGUUGAAAAACUUGUAGAGAAACUGAGUAGUUCACCUGGAGGGGAAAAGAGAGUAAAUGUAGAUGCAGCACAAAUUUUUCAUGACACUGCAGGAUGGAAGUCUUUAGAAACAUGGAUGAAAUGCUUAGAAUGUGUUGUGAAUUCUUGUGGUCAUCUUUUCAAUAAGUAUGUAGACCAAGAAUUAUUGGAUCUGAUAUUUAUGGCACUGUUACACACAAACAGAUUUGUUAGAGAGACAGGAUUUUAUGUGUGUGCAGCAAUAGUGUCUAUUGGUGUCAUUGGUGAUGGAAAAUCAACUUUAAAGUUAAAAGAAGAAAAUUCUGUAUAUAGACAUGGAAGGCAGUUGUCAGAAUAUCUUGGAAAAGGAUUAUCUGACAAUUGGAGUCAGGUACGUCUAGCAGCAUCUGUAGCUACAAGGAAGUUUCUACAUAGUUUACCAUCAGAGGAAGUAAAGGAUCAGUUCUACAGUAUACUCAUACCAAGAAUGUGCCUUAACAGAUACUAUGUAGCUGAAGGUGUUAGAAUAUAUUCACAAGAAACCUGGAGACAGACCACAGAAGGAGAAGGGAGACAUCUAGUAGAGAAAUAUAUUGACGAUGUGGUUGAAUAUUAUAUUGAAUCAACAGUAGCAGAUAACCAUGCAGUUAGGGAAGCUGCUUGUGCUUGUAUUGCUGAACUAGGAGCUAAGAUUGAAAGAAAUGCAGUAAGAUCACACGUUCCCAGGCUGCUUGCUGCUUUAUUGGUGUGUUUUAAUGAUGACAGCUGGCCUGUCAGAGAUGCUGCAUGUGUAGCAUGUGGAAAUUUUGUUUUAUGUUUUCCUGAAGAAUCAAGAAACAGCUUGCCAGAUUUAUACCCUUUAUUUUUCAACAAUUUACAAGACAAUAUUGCCUCAGUCAGACAGGGAGCUGCAUUAGCUCUAGCCAAUGUUGUACAAGCCUAUGGUCAAUCCAGUAUGGAAACUAUCACAGGCAAGGUGAAAGAGGGAUUAGAGGGUGUAGAAAAACAACCUGCAUCAUCAGAAAAGUACUGUGCUUUAGAUAAAGGUUCUGGAGCUUACGGUGUUGUUAAAAUGUUAAGAGACAAUGAUAUGGACUUACAUACAGAUAAACAGAUGUAUUCCUGUGGGUCAUUGGCACCUAAGAUGGGAAGAGGUGGUGGAUGUAUGGAUCAUAAGUUCAAAAAACCCUCAGAGCCGUGGGAAUUAACAGAUGGGUGUUUUCAUUUAAUAGCAGAAUUAUCAAACAACCCUAGCCUAUCAGCAUUAGUAGGACAGACAUUACCUGCAGUGGCUAAAGCAGUAUCAUUUCAGCAUUAUCCUCAACAUGUUGUUUUAUUAGAAACACUUUGUAAACAGUUGCCAAAUAUUGCCAAAGGUAUAGGAAAGAGACAUUUCAAGCCACAUUUGGAAUUAUUUUUUGAUUCCAUCUUUUACAGUAUGACCUGUGAUAGUGCAUUAACAUCAAGUGCAGCUAGUCAGUGCUUAAACCAAUUAAGUAGUUUCCUUGGUCCGAACAUUCUCAAAGGAAGAGUAGAACAAUACAAUCCAGCAUACUUAGAUCAAUUGAUUGCCAACCAGUUUAUAGCUCCAUUAUAGAACAAAGAAGAAGCAGGUUACUACUACUAGAACUGUGAUAAACAUAAAUACAUCAAAGGAGAAAUUCUCUGCUAACAGCAUUUGAUCAAAGGAGCUUAUCUGAUAUUGGACCAAGCCAGUGUGUUUGAUAGUAAAAAAAAUUUCUGAUACAAAGUCAUGAAUGCUAAUUAAUAACAAGAUACUUGAUAUGUCAUCAUAACAUACAAUGAAGUUCUGUGCAUUUGAAUACAUCAAUGUUGAAGUCAAGUUGAAGUAAUUGAAUGUGUCCUACCAAAUUUUUAUUUUUGCAUCCUUAUAAGAUCCCCAUGCUUGUUUUAAUCCUAAAGCCUUUGACAGCUUACAUAACCUUUUCAUAAGGGUUUGUAAUGAAAUCCUAAUUAACAAAGGUACAUUUUCAGAUUAUUCUAUAUAAAAAUAUUUAUUUUUCCGAAACAUUUUUCUGAAAAUUUUUCUCAAAUUUUCAUCGACUUUGUACACUUCAAAGAUUUUUAUGGUAUAGUCACACAUAUACUGUGUAAGGAAGAUGUAAAAUAAACCAUUGAGACUGAAUUACCUCAACUUGAAAGAAUAUUUCUGCCAUUAAGUAUUUUUAGUGGUAAAUUACAUGCUUAGUAGACAGGGUAUUUAUUUCAUGAAGAUUAUAGAAUGUUGCCUCAAUCAGCAUGUAAUUCAUUAUUUUUUCAUAUGUUAGAGCUAUAUUGUCCUAAUCCUUUCAAAAUAAUGUUCUGAGAGAUUUCUCAUCAAGUGAUAUGAAAUAUUCUGUUAAACAGUAAUUCAUAUCAUCUUCUGAAUGGCUGCUACAUGUAUUGAAAAGUUGCUAAAUUUUAUAUUUUACUAAAUAAAUAAAUAAAUAGAGAUAUACAAGAAUUCAAUUUAAUUGGUCUGUCCAUUUUGGCAUUCUAGGAUGUCCUCAGUCAAUAGAAUACUGUGGUCAUUAAUCCAUUGGGAUAUCUAUUAUUGUCGCAAUGUCAUAAAGUUUCAAAAGUUUUUUGAAUAUCAGUGCCAUAAAAAUCAUAUUUGUUGAAAACAAUAAAAGGCUUGUCCGUUACAUUUACAAUUACAUUGAUUAUAGAUCCACAGAUUUUUACUAUCUUUUUAGUUCACCUGGUCAAUAGUGCAACAUCAGGUAUUGCUAUCACAUGGCCAUCUGUCUGUAAUAUAAACAAUUUCAGGAAAGUAUUUGAAACCUCAGGGACUUAUGAAACCAAUUUUCAACAAUCAUUUACAAGAAGUUAGUUUUAAAAUCAGAUCAAAUAUAUAAAUCAAACAACAAACAUUAAAUUUAUACCGUAAUAGUAGUUUUUUUUUCAUUGUCUCUAGAACAACAGUCAUUUGUGACCAAAUGUUGGUUUCAUGAUCUGAUGGUGAUAUCGUUCAUUUCUGAUUCACUCAGGAAUUACCUCCUCCCAAUAAAAUAAUGCAACUCUUAGAAGAAAAUACAAAAAAAAACCUGAUGAAUUACCUUACCAAUUGACACAAGUUUUUUUUUUUCACCAAAAAGAAUAAGAUACAGAGCCAGGUAUAACCUAAGUUUGCUAUAACAAUCUGAGGAGUUAUGUCUGACAAUAAACCAACAUGUUAAUUGCAACUUAUAAUCGAAUAUAGAUUUUAAAUUCAAAUCUUUAUCAAGUAGUAUCACUUACAGAUGAUUCUAUUUCAAUUUUAAAGAUUUUGUGCUAUUGUCCAUUUCAGAGGAUUAGUACUAAUGUCCAUUGCAGAUUUAUCUUAAACAUUUUCUUUAUGAUACACAGUGAUUUUUCAAGCUAUAGUGAAAGUGAGAAAAUCACCUCUUUCAAUCAGUUGGGCAUUAAUGAAAUAAUUUUUUUUCAAUACUUGUAUAUGUUGUAUGAGAAGUACGUAUGAAAGACAAUUGAUAUCUCAUAUUAUCGGCAAUUUGUACAUUGUUCCUUUGAUCUUACUGCCUAAUAUUUUUAGGAUCAUUGACAGGACUUGAUACUUUAAAAUAUCAGGCAAUGACGUCAUGUAUCAGUGCAGCAACGUCACAUGCUCAAGUCCAUCUGCGUCAAUUUAUCAAUGAAAUGCACACGACUUCAUUCAUACAACCAAACAACUAUUCCAACAUUUUGUACACGUAAAAGUAGUUUUACUAACUAUUUCAUUUACUUCAUAUUUAAACCAAAAAAUCAUACAGUUAAGACAAAUUGCCGAUGAAAAGAAUAAUGGCACUUGAUUUUUUUGAUACUCACUUCAUCGGCCUGAAUAUCAGCUUGUCCUAGCAGGCUAGCUUAAUAUUCUUGCUGAUAAAGUCAGUAUCAAAAAUAAAAAUGCCAUUAUUCUAUAUUUAUGUGGCAUUAGUUUCCAUACAUUCAGGUUAGAAUUUUAAUUUACAUCCUCACUUUCAACCACUAUAACAGGCAACAAUCCUUUCUCUAUUUAAAAGAUUUGUAUUUAUUUUUUCUGUAAAUUCUUGAAAAUGCUUAAGUUUUUAAUAUACUUUUAUCUUAUGUUCAUAUUUAUUUUUGUUGUAAUGAAUUCUAUGGACAAGAAUGUUUGUUAAAAUGAUAUACAUUUUAUAUCUCAUAAAUGCAAUUUAAAAUUUUAUAGUCUGUAUAAAUGUUUGAUAUACAGAAGGUGAUCAUAGAAAGCCCCUUUCCUUUGGUGUGAACAAUUUAUUUCUGUCAAAUUUUAUUUUUUGCAGAGCUUUCAGGAAUGUUUACAAUGUCCAAAAUUUCACAUUUUUCAAUCAAAAUAAAUUUUAAGUGUUGCAGUAUAUGAAACUAUCACAAAUAUGAAUUUUAUUUACUGUACACUUUUCAUGAAACAGGAAAAAUACAGUUAGAAAGCCUCAUAUUUUGAUUUGUUUCUAAGUCCCAUACAAGUAAAUAUAAUUGUAUCAUUUACAAAUACUCUUGUACCAUUUUUUCAGUUAAAUCCAGUUAUUUUAAUUUUGUUCCAAAAUUUGUAUGCAUUAGACAUUAAUCCCAACGUUUGGCAGUAAACUAAUUUAUUCCACUGAUUUGAAUUAAUUGUAGAAUAAUUGUAUAUAUUAGCCUAUUGUUUAUAUUUAUGUUUAACAACAGACAGCUACCCCUUAAACUUCCUCAGGAUUUUAACAUUUAAAAUAAGUGCUAACUGUGAUAUCUCCAAUGAUGUAUAUUUGUCUUCCUAUGUUGCUAUUAUGUAUAACUGCAGUUGAAUUUAUAACAAGAAUUGAAAUAUAAUUGAUAUACAGUGCAGUGUUUAUUUUAUAAAAUAGAUAUUAAAGGCUAACAAAUAAAUCUAGGGAUGGUUAAGGUGUAAGACUACCAGUAUGUGGUAGUCACCCUGGUUUCAUGUUAAAAAGGGACGAACAAAAACAUUACCAUGAAUUUGACAGUUGUAGGAAAUUAACCCUGCAUUUCAUUACAGGAUUUUUUUUCUGAUUCAUAAACAUUUAUCUUGGGUGUUUCAAAGCACCAUUUUUUUAUAGGACCGCAAAAAAUUUUUUGGGAUCGUAUAAUGGUAUGAUGUCGUCGUUUGCGUCGUCGUCUGCGUCGUCGUCCGAAGACACAUUGGUUUCCGGUCAAUAACUUUAGUUUAAGUGAAUGGAUCUCUAUGAAAUUUUUUAAGAAGGUUCAAUACCACAAAAGGAAUGUUGGGAUUGAUUUUGGGGAUGAUGGUCCCAACCGUUUAGGAAUAAGGGGCCCAAAAAGGGGCCCAAAACAAGCAUUUUUCUAGUUUCAGGAUAAUAACUUGUAUAUAAGUAUUUGGAUUGCUCUGAAAUUGUACCACAAUGUUUAAUACCACAAGUAGAAGGUUGGGAUUCAUUUCAGGGGUUAUGGGGGCCAACAGUUUAGGAAUUAAGGGCCAAAAAGGGGCCAAAAACAAGCAUUUUUCUAGUUCCCAGACAAUAACUUGUGUGUAAGUGUAUGGAUCUCUCUGACAUUGUACCACAAGGUUCCAUAUAACAAAGGGAAGGCUGGGAUUGAGUUUGGAGUUAAUUGUCCCAAACAUGUAGGAAUUAGGGGCCAAAAAAGGGCCAAAAACAAGCAUUUUGCUAGUUUCCAGACAAUAACUUGUGUGUAAGUGUAUGGAUCUCUCUGAAAUUGUACUACAAGGUUCCAUACUACAAAGGAAAGGCUGGGAUUGAGUUUUGGGGUUAUUGCUCCAAGGGGGGGUUCAAAAAGUGGGGGGGGGGGAAUUUUUUUCCCAAUUUUUUUAAGGGAUUCAUAUUUUUUUUUCAAAAUUUUUAAAAUUUCGAAUUUUUGAAAAGUUUCAAGAAGAAAUCUUCAAUUGCACAGUAUUGUGCAAUUGAUUUAUAAGAUCUUCGACCACAUUUAUUUUUUGUCAGAAACCUAUAUUAUGUCAAAAAUUUAAUCACAAUCCAAAUUCAGACAGUAUCAAGCUUGAAUAUUUUGCCCCAACUGUUCAGGGUUCGACUUCUGCGGUCGUAUCAGGCUGCGCUCAGCGAAGCAUUUUAUUUUAUUAAGUGUUCCAUAAAAUAUUUUAGAAACUCAAGGUGAUCUGGUUAUUAAGUUUGUUAACAGAGGAAAAAAGGUUGAAAAGUUCAAUAGUUUACUUCCUGUGAUGGUUAAUUUCUUAUAUGGUAUGAAAUGUGAUGUGAAAUGUUUACUGUAAUACUGGACAGUAUAAAACUUUACUCAUGCCAAAUAUUUCUUUAUAUAAAACAAAGAUAAAUUCUGCACAUUUUUUUUUGAAAAAUGCCAAUUUAACAAAGACUAAUAGGGGAAAAACUAUUGUGGUAUAAUGCCAAUUUAACAAAGACUAAUAGGGGAAAACAAUUGUGGUAUCACCCCUUAAGUUCAUAAAAAAAGUACACAUGUAAUAUCUGUAAUUAUCUUUGUAAAUUAUUGAGUACUCAAUAGUAACACUGUAGAAUAAAAUUUGUUUUUAAUGCAAACUUUUAUUUACCUACUUUACAACAACUUAUAUUGUUUAUUUUUAGUGAUGGCAGAUAUGUAUUUAUAUUUAGGAUUUUAUUGAUAACUGAUUUGCAUGUAUUUCACUGAAGACGUUUAGGAUAUUAUAGAUAUGGUUCCUGUUAUAUAAUAAUAGUAUGAUACCCUUAACCCAUCUGGUUUUAUCAAGUGUAAUUUUAAAUCUAAAGUUUGCUCAUCGUGCAAGUUUGUAAUAUGUCAAAUUGAUAUCGUAGGUCAAACAAAAUUUAACUAAUAAUCUGAAAGGUUAAUGAAGUAUGUUUUUAAUGUCUCAUUUCUGGGUUAACAAAUCAGUUAGUAAUUUUUGUCUCGCCUGCGAUGAAAGUCGCAGUAUGCGAGACAUAGGUUUUACCAUCCAGCGGUGGUGGCGGCGGCUUAACUAUUUGUAUAAAGCUUUAUAUUUCAGAAGGUAGAAGACCUGGAUGCUUCAUAUCUUGUAUGCAGAUACCUUAUGUUAUGAAGUUUUCGUCUGUCAUAUGUCCAAUGUCCUUGACCUCAUUUUCAUGGUUCAAGACUGCUUGAAAAAAAUUUGAGUUUUUUUGUCAUGUAAAUUUCUCACUUAUUAUGAGUAAUAGGAUAACCAUAUUUGGUAUAUGGGUUCCUUGCAACGUCUACAUGUCCGUCAGACAGGGUUCACCUGGCCUCGACUUCAUUUCAGGGAUCAGUGAUCAAGGUUAAAGUUACUUGAUUAGGUCCGUUUCUCAAAUACUCUAAGCAGCAGGUCAACUAUAUGUGGUGUACAGAAUGACUGUAAUGGGUACAUGUCAGUCUGGCAGGUUUCAUCUGACCUUGACCUCAUUUUCAUGGUUCAUUGGUCAAUGUUUAGUUUUUGUGGUUUGGUCUGUUUUUAAAGUACUAUAAGCAAUAGGUCAAAUAUAUUUGGUGUAUCGAAGGAUUGUAAGGUGUACAUGUCUGUCUGGCAGGUUUCAUCUGACCUUGGACUAAUUUUCAUGGUUCAUUGGUCAAUGUUAAGUUUUUGUGGUUAUACCCCCGCUUUAAAAAAGGGGGGGUAUACUGUUUUACCUCUGUCUGUCCGUCCGUCAGUCCCAUGAAUAUUUUUUCAUUGCAUCUUUAUUAGGAACUACAUAACAAGGAUUUCUGAAAUUUGGUUUCAGGGUUUAUAUGAGUCAGCUAUACUGCGUGAUGCGUUUUCAGAUUCAUCACUCAACAACUUCCUGUUUACCGAAUACUUACAUUUGGGCAGGGGUAUCAUCAGUGAGCAGUAGCUCGCAGUUUCACUUGUUUGGUGUGUUUUUCAAGUACUAUAAGCAAUAGGUCAAAUAUAUUUGGUGUAUGAAAGGAUUGUAAGGUGUACAUGUCUGUCUGGCAGGUAUCAUCUGACCUUGACCUCAUUUUCAUGGUUCAUGGCUCAAUGUUAAGUUUUAUGUUUUUGUCUGUUUUUCAAGUACUAUAAGCAAUAGGUCAAUUAUAUUUGGUGAAUAGAAAGAUUGUAAGGUGUACAUGUCUGUCUGUCACAUAUUUAUAUAUCUGGCAGGUAUCAUCUGACCUUGACCUCAUAUUUAUGGUUCAAUGGUCAAUGUUAAGUUUUGUGUUUUGGUCUAUUUUUCAAAUACUAAUAGCAAUAGGUCAGCUAAAUUUGGUGUAUGGAAUGAUUGUAAGGUGUACAUGUCUGUCUGGCAGGUAUCAUCUGACCUUGACCUCAUAUUUAUUGUUCAUUGGUCAAUGUUAAGUUUUUGUGUUUUGUUAUGUUUUUCAGUUAGCAUACGCAAUAGGUCAAUUAUAUUUGGUGUAUGAAAAAAUUGUAAGGUGUAUAUGUCUGUCUGACACAAUUUAUCUGACCUUGACCUCAUUGUCAUAGAUUUUUAUAAAUGUUAAGUUUCUGUAAUGCUUUUAGUAAAACCUUUAUCUUUAAGACUUUCAACAUAAAAUCAAUGGUCAGUAAAGCAGGCGAGACAUUUCAGCGUGUGAACUCUUGUUUAUUCAAACUACUCUAAUUAUUAGGGCCCUGCCGAAUGGCGGACGCCCUAUAGUGAUCAGUCUGUCCGUCCGUCCGUCUGUCUGUCUGUCCGUCAGUCAGUCUGUCCGUCCGUCCGUCUGUCCUUAACAAAUUGUGUCCGCUCUAUAUCUAGAGAACCGUUAUGAUUUCAAAGUUUAUACUUGACAUGUAUAUUAACCAACACCAGAGGGUGUGUCAUAAUGUAUGUACAACUUCCUAGGUCAAAAGUCAAGGUCAAAAACUUUGGUUUUAGUUGACAACCCCAUGUCCUAUGGUAAAGAUCGUGUCCACUCUAUAUCUUGAGAACCGUUAUGAUUUCAAUGUUUAUACUUGACAUGUAUAUAAACCAACACCAGAGGGUGUGUCAUAAUUUAUGUACAACUUCCUAGGUCAAAGGUCAAGGUCAUAAACCUUGGUUUCAGUUGACAAACCCAUGUCCAAUGAUAAAGAUACAAAUUUUUUACCACACAUUAUUCACAGCGGGGCCCACAGAGAUGGCUCCCAUCUCAAUGAUAUCUAGUUUUGACUAUCAUCUUAAAAUCUUUUUCACUGCCUACAGUUAAAUAUACUUUGAUUUAAUGAUACAUUUUGAUUGUUAAUUUCACUAAAGGAAUUAUGGAUUGGAAGGGAAUAGGACUUAUAUUUGGUUUUGAUGCUUUUGUUUUAUUAAGGCUUUUAGAAGGUUAUUUUAACAUAUCUUAUGAAGAAUACUCCAGAAACUUGUGUCAUGCACAAUAAAUCAUACAUACAAUUCUAUUUCAUGAAGAAUAUGACUUCUUUUCAGUUUUAAAACAGUUUUCAUAACAUUUCCUAGUAGUAUUUUUUAUAUACAACACAAACUACUGGACAAUACUUAAGUAUUCCUUGCCAUCUCUAGUAAUUCUCUACUCUAUAGAUGUUAAUAUCUAUAAUGUUAGACCAACCAUUUAUAGUUUCAGAAUGAAACAACUCUAAAGUAUAUAUUAAUUACAUUAUCAAAUUUGAAAAUUUAUUGACAACUUUUAUUUACCUUGAAUGGUACUAUGGUGCAACUUAAUGUGCUACAAGACUUAUUGCUAAUUAACUUCUGAUUGUUGUUAGUAACUAUGUUAAUGUCUCGAUUAAAAAUAAAAUAUUUUACAUGUC
Molecule: messenger RNA, 10011 nt
Organism: Mytilus californianus (California mussel)
Lineage: Eukaryota; Metazoa; Mollusca; Bivalvia; Mytilida; Mytilidae
Exons: 19
Coding region: 1-2031 (676 amino acids)
Biological process (GO): protein dephosphorylation
Cellular component (GO): protein phosphatase type 2A complex; cytoplasm
Molecular function (GO): protein phosphatase regulator activity
Source: RefSeq, a predicted model, not a curated record